AUGGAAUGGUUGCUGCUCUGCGCGCUAUUCUUUCGCGCUUCUCGUCAUAUCACGGCCAUAACCACGGAUGCACGAACCAUUCAAAACUUGAAAGUGUUUCCAGCAAUCCUCAGUGAGCGGAGUUCGGCGAACAAAAUUUCUAUGAGGAUUAACGACAACCUUGUGCUAAACCUGGAAAAGAGCUCCGUAUUCUCAGACAAGUUUCAGUUCACAACACAUACGGAGAACUCUAAAAUCACAUACCAAAUCAAUGCAUCUGAUGUAGAACACAACCUGUACCACGACAUUGAGAAAGACGCUGCAAUCAUGAUAACUGAUGAUGAUGAUGGUCUUCGUGUUGAAGGGAUCUUGGGUGAUACCAUGCGGAUAAGGCCGUUAUCUGCGAUGGAACGGAACGCAGAAGGACACGUGGCCCACGAACUAUUUGAAGUUCCAUUGCGACAUCCGGGAGGAGACGACGCAGUUCCUGUUGAAACACGAUAUGCCAGAAGUUCUCGGGGGCGCCUCAUCAAGCCUUUAUCAGAAAGAUCUGAAUCGGGUUUCCCUCUCACAGUUUCACCGGAAGUUCAUGUAGUUAUCGAUAGAGCUCACGACAAACACUUCAAACUCAGAAGCAAAAUAAUGGAGUAUGUGGCCAUCUUCAUGGCCGCGGUGAAUCUGAAAUAUAGCACUAUGAAGUACGUGGACGUGCAGCUCGUCGUGACCAAGGUCACCAUUUUUCACAAUGUUUCGGAACCUUUCAUAACGAGAUCCGAGCACCACCCAACAAUCAUGAUGGGUCAGACACUAUGGAACUUCAGCACCUACGUGGGAAGAACGGACGACUUCAGAAACGAUGACAUGGUAGUACUGUUGACCGGGAUGGACGUAGGCUACGUGAAUGCGACUACUAACAAGUCUUAUGGCCUGGGCAUUGCUGGGAUGGCGAAUCUCGGAGGUGCGUGCGGUUUGUGGACAAGAGGAGCUCUUGUAGAAGAUGUGCCAAAAACGUUCAGCGGAGUCGUCACCUUUGCCCACGAAUGCGGGCACCUACUGGGAAUAGCUCAUGACGGGUCGUCCCCACAGACCUACGUGAAAAACAACGUUGGAGCCGAGGGAUGCCCUGCCAGCGAAAGAUAUAUCAUGAGCCCUUCGAUGGGCGUCACAAGAACUUCCUGGACUAACGCCAGCUCUUGGUAUGGCCACGUGCCACAUUGUCUGCGAAGUACCAAAUAGGAGAUUCGUAAUCUCCAACGCUCC
This is a messenger RNA of Ixodes scapularis (black-legged tick), 1239 nucleotides long. RefSeq names its product zinc metalloproteinase-disintegrin-like atragin. Gene Ontology annotation, biological process: proteolysis. Bases 1 to 1215 code for a protein of 404 amino acids. Gene Ontology annotation, molecular function: metalloendopeptidase activity. The record is from RefSeq and is a predicted model, not a curated record. NCBI's taxonomy places the organism in Eukaryota, Metazoa, Arthropoda, Arachnida, Ixodida, Ixodidae. The transcript is spliced from 12 exons.